CCGGAACAGCCGGCAAAGUGCAUCUGCAGUUACCUCCCUUGCUAAAUAUGGGAACGUCAGCCAUGUAAACAAUGGCGGACAGUGGUGAUUUUGAGGAACCAAAUGCAGGAUCGACUCACCAUGAGCUGCUGAUUGGACUGAAGUCAACAAUCGAGGGCCUGCUGGCAACCCACACCACCAAUGUCUGGAACACGUAUGGGGGUCUGAACCGCGUCUGUAGCCACGUCAACCAGAUACUCAGACACCGAAUCCGACCAGCGCAGAGCCACUUUCCCAGUGACUCCGACUUCUGGGACUUUGUGCAAGGACUGAAAUGGCUGAGUCCAGUCCUGGCACCGAGCAUCGAGCGGCUCAACAAGCUGUCUCAGACCUGCGAGGACUCGGGGAAGGGGAUCACGUGGCUGCGAGACAGUCUCCAUGAUCACAUGUUGUCUGCACAGCUGGAGGUGCUUGUCAAGAACACCAAUCAUCUGCACAACUUCUACUAUGCCGAUGCCUUCCUGUGUUCCCCUGCCUACUUCCAGGCCACCAUCAUCUGCCUCAAGGCUGUGGAGCUCAAUAAGGUGGCACUCCUUGCUGAAAUAGAGCCCAGUCUGUUGAGUGCAAGACAUCGCACAAGAUCUCACGCGCGUAGUGCCUCCUUGCCCAUCAACCAGGCUGCUCUCACUGACGAGAUGAAGAACAGAGAUAGGAACAGCAUGCUGGGGCCGGCCUCGCCCUCACCCUUCGCAUCCCCUGGGAAGGAGAGUGUUCUGAGCACCUCUGAUGAGCACGCUGUGGCCAUACACAUAGGUUCAAGCCCUGAUGAUACAAGAACAACAGCAAAAGAGGCUUUACGUUCUGUGCUGAGGAAAUCAGGCGCAGAGUCACCUCCCUUGUCGUCAACGCCACCUACCCCCGGAUUCAGCUUCUAUGACAGAAUACACAGCGAUCCUCUGUUGAACGUUGACUUCCCAAUGAACAGGGGAUCUCUUAUGUCGCCUGUAUUCUUUGACAGUGGAACAUUGCCCAUGUACGACACCAUGGACGGCAUUGGGAAGACCAAUGCUCGACGGUGCAAGUCACAUGGCGAUGACAUCGUGAAAGGGCCAGUUGUCAAUGGCAACAGCCAAACUCUCAGUGAUAUUUACAUUCCAAGUCGGAAAGGUGGACACACAAAAGGUGGAAGAAAUGCUUCCAAUAACUACGAUGGAGACAAGAGGACGAAAAAAGAUUCAUCCAAACUAGGUCACAAAAGGUCAAGGUCAGAUAUGAGUGGCAUCAAACAUGGAACUAAUAAUCAUCCAAUGGUGUUUACUAAUGCUAUUGCUAAUGACAACAGUGGCAGCCAGUCCGAUUCUACGUUAGUUGAUCCGUCUUCGCUGUCAUCUACGCUACCUCAGCAAGAGAAAACACAGUAUACCGGUUAUGAGCUUUUCCCUCAUGUAUUGAGGAGGUUGAAGACAUCAGCGUCAGGUGGUAGGUUUGAUGGCCGCCUCCAUCCUCCGGCUCAGGGUCAGUCUCUCAUGAGUUACCUCUCCUCUCAGGACUUCCACACUUGUGCUAACCUGGACAAAGAAAAUGCCCAUUUCAGUAUCUCUGAGGCCUUGAUAGCUGCCAUAGAGCAGAUGAAGUGGAACCAUGUGAUAUCCCCCGCCAGGAAGGAUUCCGACAUCGAGGAAGAGUCGGAUGAGGAGAUCCAGGAGCUGAAACAGAGGAUCCGGAUCCGGCGACGGGAGCGGCAGAAGGAGAAAGCCCGUGGGUUUCCUGCUUUCAGCGAUGGGCGAACAGACACCACGGCAACGUCCUCACCUGUCAGCUCUCCACACGACUCGUCAACCUACUCAGACAGUUAUGAUUCAAGUGACGAUGUAGAUGACGAGGAAAUUGAACUGACGUUGUCAGGAUCGGCAGCAGAUCAGCAGAGCAACUUGUCAAUGCUAAAGUCCAGUGGUCUAUCUCUCUCAAUGGCAUCUCUAUACUCUGAUGCUGACCUACGUAAGAGCAGCCAGCCUCUAGAAAAACAGAAUUCAAUCCAGGACGGCGGUGGGGCCAACAUGUCAGCCGAGUCUGUGGCCAUCUCUUUACUAAAGAAGUUCUCGGAGAAGCAGCUUCCCAAGGCUUCGGACCUGGAGUGGCUGGUCUCGGAACAAGAUGCUCCUCAGGCCUUGCUGCCCCUGCCCAACUCCUACCCGGUGUCGCCUGACGAUGGAGAAAAUGCUGACCUGCUCAAGAACAGAAAGACACGAAUACGAGGGAACCUUGAGUGGGCUCCUCCACGGCCACAGAUCAUCUUCAACAUACAUCCCCCUCCCAAACGUAGUGUUAUAUUAGCCAAACAGAACUACCGGUGUGCUGGGUGUGGGAUGAAAGUCGAGCCAGCAUAUGUGAAACGAUUCCGGUACUGUGAGUACCUCGGCAAAUACUUCUGUCAGUGCUGCCAUUCCAACUCAGUGGACCUAGUGCCAGGGAGGGUGCUCCGCAAGUGGGACUUUACAAGAUACUGUGUGUCAAACUUUGCCCAUGAUUUACUGGCGAAGAUCUUCCAGGACCCUCUGUUUAAUAUCCUUGACAUCAAUGCGUUGUUAUUCCGGCGAGUUCGGAACCUGGAGACAAUACGUGACUGUCGGAAACAGCUCUUCCAUCUUAAAUCUUUCCUCAGAGUCUGCAAGCAGGGAAGCAGAUUGCUAGAUGAUAUAGAAAAAUUACCUCGGCACUGGUUGGAUGAAACAACAGUGUUCUCCAUGGAAGAUCUAACACGAGUGAAGAGUGGGGACAUGGUGAACCAACUGAAGAACUGUGUCCACAACGCUCUGUCCCACAUCCAAGACUGCCCGUUCUGUCAGGGUCUGGGCUUCAUCUGUGAGUUGUGCAGCUCCCAUGACGUCAUCUUCCCCUUCCAGCUAGACAAGGUGUACCAGUGUCCAGAUUGCCAUGCGUGCUAUCACAGGACCUGCUACAUACCAGGCAAAUGUCCAAAGUGCUCCAGGAUAGAACUGAGGAAACAGCGUCUGGCCGAACAGUCAGUCUCCCAAGACAACUACUUCUCCGAUGACAGCGGUAACGACAGUACAGAGCCCUCUGGUGUCAAAUCCUGAUACCACCAUUCAGUGUUCCUGAUUGUCUGUGAUAUAUUUAUACAAUAUGCAAGAAUCAAGUCACAAGAAAUAUGCCUUGCUACCGAACAGUAGAAAGUAGAUGGACUGUCUUUUACAAGAAUAAAAAUAUAUCAGUUUGUAUGCAGAAAAAAAUUGACAGGAAAUAAAUAUUAUUGAUUUAC
Haliotis rufescens (red abalone) is the source of this 3259-nucleotide messenger RNA. Its product is annotated as run domain Beclin-1-interacting and cysteine-rich domain-containing protein-like. Gene Ontology annotation, cellular component: intracellular membrane-bounded organelle. The record is from RefSeq and is a predicted model, not a curated record. Gene Ontology annotation, molecular function: phosphatidylinositol phosphate binding. The transcript has 24 exons. Bases 72 to 3077 code for a protein of 1001 amino acids. Lineage: Eukaryota; Metazoa; Mollusca; Gastropoda; Lepetellida; Haliotidae.